AUGGGAUCAACCUUGAGUUGUUGUGGCUCGGAGAAGGUUGAAGAAGGGAUAAAUACAGUCACUGCUGCUAAUCAUGCAACAUGGAGGAUAUUUUCUUACAAGGAGCUGUAUACCGCUACCAAUGGCUUCAGUGAAGAUAACAAGCUUGGAGAAGGUGGUUUUGGCAGUGUCUACUGGGGAAAAACUUCUGAUGGCCUUCAGAUAGCAGUGAAAAAAUUGAAAGCUAUGAAUUCGAAAGCCGAGAUGGAAUUUGCAGUGGAAGUUGAAGUUCUUGGAAGGGUAAGGCACAGGAAUUUGUUGGGCCUAAGAGGGUACUGUGCUGGGACUGAUCAACGCCUCAUAGUUUACGAUUACAUGCCUAAUCUGAGCUUGCUCUCUCAUCUCCAUGGCCAAUUUGCCAACGAAGUGCAGUUAGAUUGGAAAAGGAGAAUGAAAAUUGUGAUCGGCUCCGCCGAAGGCCUCCUGUAUUUACACCAUGAGGUGACUCCUCAUAUCAUUCACAGAGAUAUAAAAGCCAGCAAUGUUCUCCUGGAUUCGGAUUUUGAGCCACUGGUUGCGGAUUUCGGAUUCGCCAAGCUAAUUCCUGAAGGCGUCAGCCACAUGACCACCAGGGUGAAGGGAACUUUAGGCUACCUAGCUCCAGAAUACGCCAUGUGGGGCAAAGUUUCCGAGAGUUGCGAUGUUUACAGCUUUGGAAUUCUUUUGCUUGAAAUCCUGACAGGAAGAAAGCCAAUCGAAAAACUUCCAGGAGGAGUCAAAAGAACCAUAAGCGAAUGGGCAGAGCCCCUCAUUCUGAAAGGCAGAUUCAAGGAUCUAGUUGACCCAAAACUCCGAGGGAACUUCGAUAACAAUCAGUUGAAACAAGCUAUCAAUGUCGCCGCCCUGUGUGUGCAGAGCGAGCCCGAGAAGAGGCCAAACAUGAAGGAGGUCGUGAAUAUGCUUAAAGGGUCUGAUCCUCGAGGAAAGGUGGUGCAAAUGAAAAUCGAAAGUGUCAAAUACAAGGAAGAAUUGCUGGCUAUGGAUCAAACGAGUGAUGAUGAUGAUGGUGGUUACGACGGUGAUGAAAGUACUUUUGGAGUUUUCGGUGCCAUGGAGGUCCCGAAAAUGCAAGAUCCUUAUAAUAAGAAUCGGAAAACGCAUAAGUAUGUAUGA
Mangifera indica (mango) is the source of this 1152-nucleotide messenger RNA. Its product is annotated as PTI1-like tyrosine-protein kinase At3g15890. Bases 1 to 1152 code for a protein of 383 amino acids. The record is from RefSeq and is a predicted model, not a curated record. NCBI's taxonomy places the organism in Eukaryota, Viridiplantae, Streptophyta, Magnoliopsida, Sapindales, Anacardiaceae. Gene Ontology annotation, molecular function: protein kinase activity; ATP binding. The transcript has 4 exons. Gene Ontology annotation, biological process: protein phosphorylation.